AUGCCUGUUAUUACAGCUAACCUGGCUCCACCUCCUAUGCCAGUCAUUCCAUCUAACCUGGCUCCGCCCCCUAUGCCAGUCAUCUGGAAAGACCUGGCUCUGCCGCCAAUGCCAGUAAUUCCAGCUAACCUGGCUCUGCCACCAAUGCCAGUCAUCCGGAAUGACACGGCUCCGCCGCCAAUGCCAGUCAUCUGGAACGACACGGCUCCGCCGCCAAUGCCUGUCAUCUGGAACGACUUGGCUCCGCCGCCAAUGCCAAUCAUUCCAGAUAACCUAGCUCCUCCCCCUAUGUCUGUCAUUCCACCUACCCUGGCUCCUCCUCCUAUGCCUGUUAUUCCAGAUACCCUGGAUCCUCCACCUAUGCCUGUCAUCCGGGAUGAUGUGGCUCCGCCGUCUAUGGCAGCACAUGUUUCAUACAUGUUUGUUGUCAACAAAAUCAUUAUGGACUCUCGUCCAGCUAUUUUCUCUGAGAGGAAGCAAGGUCACUAUUCUCCACCGCCUGAAGCAUGCCACCUGCUCCUUCAAAACCCUUAUUAUCAAAUCUACAGCAGGUUUGAUCCAAUGGAUGGCUACCCCGGUUCGCCUCCUACCCAGUCCAACAUUGAGUUUGAGGAUGUGACAGAUCAGACAAAUUAUACCGAGCAGCAGCUACGGGCAACAUACGACCAAAUAAUCGACAGUUCCGUUGGCGACAAUAGUUAUGACGGCAAGGUCACAACGUUCAAAAACCUCCACCUGCAUCAGCUGCAGUCAGAGAUUCUGACUUAUGUAUAA
Messenger RNA from Psilocybe cubensis, 774 nucleotides. RefSeq lists its product as uncharacterized. The transcript has 2 exons. The coding region runs from base 1 to 774 and encodes 257 amino acids. The record is from RefSeq and is a predicted model, not a curated record. Lineage: Eukaryota; Fungi; Basidiomycota; Agaricomycetes; Agaricales; Agrocybaceae.